This is a messenger RNA of Fraxinus pennsylvanica, 1278 nucleotides long. The record is from the annotation of a GenBank genome assembly. Lineage: Eukaryota; Viridiplantae; Streptophyta; Magnoliopsida; Lamiales; Oleaceae.
AUGGGGUACGAGAAAAAAUCAAUUUCAAACGGGAAUUCGCCCUCUUGUCCGGAAGAGAGAGACAUGUCAAUCUCAGGACUCCAUUGGAAGCAUAAGCAAGAAUUAGAAAAUUUGACUCUUACAACGCAGCCUAUCAAAACUUUAAAGCUUUUCAUUCUUGCCAUCACACAGUAUCUUAGGCAAUCAGUGGCAUAUCUUUUGUCACAUGGUGGAUGGCUUAUGCUUCUGGGUACCAUGAUUGUGAUUGCUGGUGUACUACUUGUGACAACUGAUGGUCCUCACGAGAAGCAUGUGGAGGAAGUUCUGCAAUACAUACGCUUUGGAUCAUGGUGGGUGGCUCUUGGUGUUGCAUCUUCCAUUGGCCUUGGAUCUGGACUGCACACUUUUGUUCUCUAUCUGGGACCUCAUAUUGCCUUAUUCACUAUAAAAGCAAUGCAGUGUGGUCGAGUGGACAUCAAGAGCGCUCCAUAUGAUACAAUUCAAUUAAAAAGAGGCCCGUCGUGGCUUGGCAAGGAUUGUGCAGAAUUUGUGCCUCCAUUAUUUUCAUCUUCACAUGGUACACUGGUUCCGCUGAGUGCCAUAUUGCCCCAGGUCCAGUUAGAGGCAAUCUUGUGGGGCCUUGGGACUGCACUCGGAGAACUUCCACCAUACUUUAUUUCAAGAGCAGCAAGUUUAUCUGGUGAUAAAUUGGAUGCCAUGGGAGAGUCAGAUGUUUCAUCAACAGAACAUAACGGAUUUAUAGCUACUCGGCUAAACCAAAUCAAGCUCUGGUUCCUGUCACAUGCUCAAUAUCUGAACUUCUUCACUAUUCUAGUUCUUGCUUCGGUACCAAAUCCGUUAUUUGAUCUUGCAGGCAUAAUGUGUGGCCAAUUCGGAAUUCCUUUUUGGGAGUUCUUUCUGGCAACAAUGAUAGGGAAAGCAAUCAUCAAGACUCACAUACAGACGCUGUUCGUCAUUUCUGUGUGCAACAAUCAACUUCUUGGUUGGGUCGAAAAUGAAUUAAUUUGGGUGCUGAGCUUUGUACCUGGUUUUGACUCUAUCCUACCCAACAUUGUUGCCAAGCUUCACUCGAUGAAAGACAAGUACAUGGCCACCAAACCUCUUGUUCCUUUAAAUGUCGAGGCAAAGAAAUGGGACUUCUCGCUCGCUUUCAUUUGGAAUACUGUGGUGUGGUUCAUGCUAAUGAACUUCUUUGUCAAGAUUGUGAAUGCAACUGCACAAAGGUAUUCAAAAGAACAGCAAGAAAAGGAAUUUGCUGCUUUGGAGAAGCAGUCCUAA